AUUUAUUAAUCCAAAGGAAUUUACCUUCUUUCUCUUUCAUCUUUCAAUCUUUCAUCUCUGUUGACAGGAGAAAUGGCAGCCUCAGCUCUAGCGUCGCUUCUCCUCUUCUCCCUCCUCGCAGCCACCUCCUCCGCCCGCCCCUGCAAAACCAUUUUCUAUUUCUCCGCCACAACCACCACCACCACCACCACCACCUAUUACCCUUUCCAUUCCCACCCUGCAAACCCUAACCCCCAAAUUCACCGCCUCAAUCCCCGCUAUGUCACCUUCAUCUUCACCUCCACCGCCCCCAAACCCUUCUCAGGCCACCUCCCCUCGCUCAAUUUCAAAUCCGAUCCCUCCUCCGACGCCAAUUCUCACUCAUCUCCAGCGAUGACGUCAUCCGCCUUUUCCCCUCUCAAAUUCUAUUCCUCCGUCUCCAGCUCAAUCCGCGAUCGGACCGCUGAUAUCAUGAGCGUCGUCGGCGCGCUGCUCUUCGGCGUCGGCUGCGGUGCCCUCACCGGUGCCGUGAUGUACUUCUUGUACGCCCUCUUCUCCCCCGGCCGAUUCGAUUUCGACGAUGCUUCCGACGAUGAGGAUGAAGACGACGUCGCCGCUAUCAAGAGGAAAUUAGGGUACGUGUCGAUCCCUGCGGUGACCACCGACGACCUCAAGAAACCUGCGCCGCCUGCCAAGGAGGUGGUUUGAUGAUUAUAUCAGUAUAUAUACAUAUAUUUGUGUGUGUGUGUGUGUGUUUUGUGGAUUUGAUAAGAUGCAAAGGGAUUUGAAAUUCAAUUGCCUUGAAGUAUCUGUCUUGUACUGUUUGAUAGUGCUAUUGCUAUACUUAAUAUUGGGAAUUAUGACUUUGAUUGAGUAUGUGGGAUUUAGGCUUUUCUGUUUAACUCAAGAUGUUGAAUAAAGCUGGAUUAUUUAUGUUUGUUA
Salvia splendens (bonfire salvia) is the source of this 921-nucleotide messenger RNA. RefSeq lists its product as uncharacterized. Bases 73 to 687 code for a protein of 204 amino acids. The record is from RefSeq and is a predicted model, not a curated record. The transcript has a single exon. NCBI's taxonomy places the organism in Eukaryota, Viridiplantae, Streptophyta, Magnoliopsida, Lamiales, Lamiaceae.